Messenger RNA from Magallana angulata, 4851 nucleotides. RefSeq names its product serine/arginine repetitive matrix protein 2-like. NCBI's taxonomy places the organism in Eukaryota, Metazoa, Mollusca, Bivalvia, Ostreida, Ostreidae. Bases 172 to 3678 code for a protein of 1168 amino acids. The record is from RefSeq and is a predicted model, not a curated record. The transcript is spliced from 5 exons.
GGAGCAUUGUAAACACGAGUCUGUAGGCAUUGCAAUGGAUUAUUUACAUCUAGUUUCAUGUAGUAACGGCGCAAUGGAAGCAAACCAGAUAAAAUAGUAAGAUCUUCGAGUUGAAACUUGCUUGACAAGUAGAAUUUUCACGUGGUUCGGUAGUUUAUUCUACAUUGGAGAAUGUCAAAUGUGAAAGCUUCACACUCCAAGAGAUCCAAACGAACGCUCAAUAUACUGGAACAGAUUGUGAGAGAUCAGGUGCUUGCAGACGAGGAAAAGGGGGAAACAGCAGAAAGUAAAACAAAGAAAACAUCUGAUAAAGACAAAAAGAUGAAACCCAAUGGAGAUGUUAAUCAAAAUGGUUUUGAAGAGAGAGGAAGAGAAAGGACCAGAAAGUCUAAAAAUGACAAGAAAGAAAAGGAACUAAGCCAGAACUUUUACAAGUCUAUUUCUGUUCCUAAAGCUAGUUCUCAAAACAGAUCCAGAUCUAACUCUGGGUCAUCCAGCUUCUGGUCUAAUGGAAAAGAUUCAAAGGAGCCUAUAAGAUCAAGAUCAAGGUCAUAUUCGCCGAAAUCACCAAGUUCUAGAUCCAGAUCUAGAUCCAGAUCCAGACAAAGAUCCAGACAAAGAUCUAGAUCAAGGUCAUUUUCCCCAUCUAGUGACAGAUCAAGAAACCUGUCUCUAUCAAGAUCCAGAUCCGGGUCAAGAUCUAGAUCAAGGUCAUUUUCUAAUUCUAGUAGCAGUUACAGAUAUUCACCGAAAUCACCAAGUUCUGGUUCAAGAUCUAGAUCCAGAUCCAGAUCCAGACAAAGAUCUAGAUCAAGGUCAUAUUCAAGUUCGAGUUCAAGAUCCAGAUCCAGACAAAGAUCCAGAUCUAGAUCUAGAUCCAGACCCAUACAAAGACCCAGAUCAAGACAAAGAUCUAGAUCAAGGUCAAGGUCUAGAUCAGCCUUAUUAGAAACAUUAAGACCCAAAUCUCCCGAGGAGCCAUCACACUCAACAACGAAAAGUCUACCAGUUCGUUCAAUGAAAGCUAAGGAUAAGGACACGAUGAGUGAUAUUGGUGGGGGUAGCAGCAAGAAAAAGCCACCCUCAGGCCAGAAGAAAGGCAAACUUUUGAAGAGAAAACAAAUCAGGAAAUUCAAAUCAAUGGAAAUAAAUCCGGAUAUAUUUAUUGAGGAAAGGCUACAACAGAAGUAUCGGGAACUGGAGGAAAUAAUGAAGGGAAAGACUGUCAAGACAAACACUAUAACUAGACAAUAUAUUGGUCAGAUGGAAACAUUGCGUGAGCAGUACCACAUGGUGAGUCAUGGGUUAGCUCCUCCUGGAGUCAUUUUGCCUAGAAGCAUGUCUCAGGAGCUGAGGAUCAAAGGUCACCUGGAUCAGAGUUCACAUGGCAAGAGGAGGCCAUUGUCUGGAGGAAGCUUUAACAGUGAGCUAUCAAAUAAAUCCACAGAUAUGGCGUACCGAUCCAUGCAAAACAUUAUCCACUACUCCCAAAACCCACAUCACGAAUAUCCCCCAUCUAAACCACGAAAGAGAAAGUCGAAACGCAAAAACUCCGAGUCUACGAUAGACAACUCUUCAUUCCACUCCCAAACCACUGCCACUACAUUGAAAACUGACCACUCGACGCCAUUGUCAACACCGAGGACCCUUCAGGAGCAAGAGCAGUUGAACUACCACAUCAAAUACUCCAGUAAAGAGGAGUUACGCGAGUGGCUGAAAAAGAAAGACAAGCUCCACAGAAAGAAAGUGAAAGAAGAGAAGGCGAAAAAGAGGGCAGAGCGGGAGAAGAUGGUGCUGGAGGCCAAUGAAAAGUUUGAAAAGAGAAUGGAAGCUCAGAAGGUAUACAAAAAGUGGGCUGAACAGAAGAAUAAGGAGAUUUCUGAAAUGAAAAGACAAGAGAGGAGGGAACACAAGCGUAUUCUGAAGGAAUAUGAAGAAAAAAAUGAAAAGAAGAAUAUACGCCCUGAGUCUGCACCUCUCAAACGUAGAGAAACCUCUACUGGUGGUGUGAAAGUGGAAGGAAGAGCUGAAACAAAUGUCAAUCUACGGGAAAAAUCGAAGAAAUCAGGAAACGAAUCAACAUUAACGACCACUCCUCAUCCACCGUCUUCGAAAUUCAUUUACAAAAGACCUGUUGCAGGGAGAAUUAAACUCGCCGUAAAUGGUAAAAACCCAGAUAGUCAAAAAACGGACAGAGAGAGACCCAAAACAGCGUCAUCGUCACGAUCAAGGAGUGCCGAGGGAAACCGAAUGUCAUACGACCAAUGGGUGACGCAGAAGCGAAAACAAGACCAAAAGAAAAAGGAAUUGGAAGAACUGCAAAAGAAAGAGCAAAUGUCCAAGUCAGACCCCGACCUGAACAAGAUUAUUCCAGAUAUCGCCAAGAAAAGGGUACACAACGUUCUGGAGGGCAAAAAGAGGAUCGAUACUGGAGUUAAACGAAUUGAUGAUAAAUUGAACAAAAAAUUUGGAGGUGGAGAUUUUAAAUCGGAAGAACAAGAGAAAGAAGCCGAUGAACAAGUUCGAUAUUCUUACCGUUUGGAAUCUGACAGGUCCACCACACCAAGCACAUCAGGUCAGAUGAAUGUCUCAGGAACCGCCAUUAAACGUCCUCCAUCUGGUGCAAGGCGGCCCCAAACAGCUCCAGCUGGCAGGGUUCCACCCCCAAAGAAAUCCUCAGGAUCACCUCGUCAGGCCGUGGUUCCGAAGUUAGAGGAUGUGAUGAAUGAAGAGAAUACGUCUAAUCCGUUCCAGCUCCCGUUUCCUCCAGAGGCUGGCGUCCCAAAGCACGUAGCUUCCAGACAGAGGAAGCUGUUUGCGGAACAGGUUUGGGAAAGGUUGGAGAGUGAGGAGAGACCAGAACCUCAGGGUAGCGAUGUUCCAGAUCCAGCUACGUGUGUGAGUAUGACCAGUCCACCAGCAAGUGACGCUGGGGAUAAGCCAGAGCCAGCCAGGAAAAAGGAAAGCAAUGACAAUGAAAAAGACGGAACCGACAGCAAUGAAUUGAAAUCGGAAGAGCGAGAAGAAAAGGACGAUGUUGAUUCUGAAAAAGAUUUAGUGUUUAUGACUCAAUUUAGCUCAGUUGAUAAUUUAAACAAAAUUGUGAAUGACAAUUCGGAGGCAAAUCAAAAGACAGAAGAUGUUGAAGCGACUCCUGAAAUCGAAAAACUUGAUUUAGAUUUUACGAAGGAUUCUCAGAAGGAUAAUGUAUCGGAUCAAGAGGAAAAUUCAAAUGAAGUGGAUGGCGAUAAAACGGAAAACAAAAAUCUUCCAAAGGUUGACGAAAAAGGAGAAGAUGAUUCAUCAGAAGAGGCUAAAGACUCAGUGGUAGACGAUAACAAAACCAGUGAAACGAAAAGUGAAAAGGAAACCGAUAAAACAAAGGGUGAGAAGGAAGAAACAAAGGGUGAGGAGGAAGAAGAGGCCGUUAGUUCAAAGACAAUAGAGAAUGAUACCGAAAGUUCUCAAAAUGUAGAUAUUCUUACUUUGGACGUUGAAAACACGACUCGAAGUAGCAAAAGAGUGUCGUUUAACGAAGCUCCCGAGGUGUUCCAAACAGAAGAGUGGAGUACAGACACGCAAACACCGGACGAAGAAAGCUUCAGAUCUGGACUCGACGACCCUGCAAAUUCGGGUGAAAAGGAUUUGAUCACAUCUAGUCUUGACGACGAUUUUUAACUUUCUUCUAGGUGCAUAAAUGUCCACUUGUUCUUCUAGGUCUGCUUCUUUCUCCCUUUUAUUGGUUAUAGUCAAGAGAUUUUUUACUUGUAGAACAGUGCAGUAUUAGAAGUUAGGUUUAUAUAUUAUGGUUUUCAUGGUCAGUCGUAACAAAACAUCGCCACCCUGCAAUUCUGUCAAUAAAUAUACACCCACCAUGCAAUACUGAGUACUUAAUACCUGGAGUAACAAACUUUAGACUAAGUGUUAUCUGUAGCCAUUUUGUCCAAAUUUAGUAAUAUACUUCUAAACUAGUCCCUUUCUGGUAUUUUUCCAGGUUUUGUAUACUUCAUAAUCGGCAUUGUAGAAUCUCACGUUAAAACAUGAUCAAAGUUGUACGCAAUCAAAAAUUGCGAUAGUGAUGUCCACAGGGUUUAUUGUAAACCCUCCUCACAUUAUAGCUUUUUGUAUAUUUAUUUGUGUUUAUAGGGCAGCGGCCAACGUAUUGUUCCUCCACAAAUUAUUAUUUUUUUGUUGCAUUGGUCUGUUUUUAAGUCUAAAAUCGCGCGUUUAAAAAUUCUGUGAAGAUUGCUGCAAAAGGGGUGGGUGGUGGGUAGUAACAUAUGUACAUGAAAUAGAAAGUGACGUGGCUUAAUCUGUGAUAGUGCUAUUUGUAUUGUUGACAUUUUAUGUAACAGUUUUAACUAAGUUGCUCAGUACUAAUAUCUAACAUAGAUACUUUCUAAUUAAAAACUCAUCCUAAUUAAUUGUUAGGAUGCAUAUUUAUGUUUAUUAAUUAUACAUAUGUAUAUAUUUUGGGAUGUUAAUUACUAUACAGAAAAUAAUAUGGUUUUGUUGUUCAAAUUAUAGGUAUGUAAGUGACAAUAUAUUUCAAAAAUGAAUAUGGAAGUAAUUACUGUAUGUAUAAAUACAUGUACAAUUCCAUUUGGAUCGCCUACAGUUAUAAUGUUUGUGUUUUGGUGCCUUCAUUCGGUGUUUAUUAGGUUGUGCAACAUGUUUUGUUAAAAUCUGUGAUGAAAUUCCGUCCAAGAAAUGAGAUGACAUUCAAGAGAGAGAGAGAGAGAGAGAGAGAGAGAGAGAGAGAGAGAGAGAGAAUGUGUGUUAUUGUAUUGUUUAGAUUUUGUACUUGACGAAGUACCGGAGCUUUGUAGAAUAAAUCAGUCUGUUAUUGAA